Messenger RNA from Danaus chrysippus (African queen), 654 nucleotides. The record is from the annotation of a GenBank genome assembly. Lineage: Eukaryota; Metazoa; Arthropoda; Insecta; Lepidoptera; Nymphalidae.
AUGGCAGGAAGAGGGAGGGGAAGAGGUAGUGGCAUUUCAUUGACUCAUGAACAAAUUCAAGCACUUGGUAUCGCUCGAGGAGAUAAUACGCCGGCAAUACUCACACCGCCUCCUCUGUUCCCUAAAUUAGAUGUUAAACCUUUACCCCUCAAUUGCGACGCAGCCACGGAUUAUAUGGUGAUAGUAAAAGAUCAAUUUAUAGAAUAUUUACACGAAUCACCGGCAUAUGUAAAAGCGAAUACAAGAAACGAUGGCAUAGAAAGAUAUUCCGAUAAAUAUAAAUUACUGGCGUUAGAUGCAAAAAAAGGUAAUAUAUUGGACUGCGUUUGGGCUAACAUACCUCCUGAACUGCGGCCAAACGCUGGUCGUAGUCGAGUCUCAGUAAAAAAACGAAAAUUAGAUGAUCCAAAAGAAAUAGCUAAAAGGUUACAAACCUUAGAAAAGAAAGAAAUUCAAGACACGAGUACUGAAGACAUGGAAACAAAUGAAGAUGAAGUUAAGAAAGAGACUGAAGAGAAUGACGAAGAGUUGGAAGAUGAGCACGAACAAGAAGAGGAAAUUGAUGAUGGGACGGACUACGCAAACAAUUACUUUGACAACGGUGAAGAUUAUGAAGACGAAGAUGACAAUCUUGAUGAUGGACCAGUUUACUAA